Molecule: messenger RNA, 1263 nt
Organism: Eurypyga helias (sunbittern)
Lineage: Eukaryota; Metazoa; Chordata; Aves; Eurypygiformes; Eurypygidae
Product: nuclear valosin-containing protein-like
Exons: 11
Molecular function (GO): ATP hydrolysis activity; ATP binding
Source: RefSeq, a predicted model, not a curated record
UAUCUUGCCAGUAGUAAAUGUGGCCAGUACGUUGACAUUGGAAUUCUAGCAUCCGAUUUGCAGAAAACGUACAGUGCAGAAUAUGGACGGAGAAAAAGAAAUGCUUUUAGACUACAAGUUGAAAAAGUGUUUGGGAUAAUCAGUAAUGAAAAAGAACGUGAAGAUUUAGCAGUUUUAGAAGCUGAACAUGUGGCAAAAAGAGCAAGGCAACAAGAGAAAAAUGAGACUGCAGAAAGUGCCACAGAUGUCUCUGACUCUGAUGAUUAUCCAGAAGAUCUAUCAAUGAAUCAUAUGAACACUUCCCUGCUGAGCUUAUACAAGAAAGGAAAUCCUGAUUCUGUUCCAAACACCCCAAAACAUGAAUCACUGGAAACCCCCCCUCCUGUGCGAUCAGUGCCUCAAACAAGCACCCUCUCAGCAGGAGCAAGAGUCGAAACACGCAUCUCCGAAGGGGGCUGGUUCAUUGAUAAAACUCCCUGUGGAAAAGACUUUUUCAUUGACCUUUCUGAGGAUGGAGAAGGAGAUGGAAAGAAACUGGUUUCUGAGAAAUCAACAGAUUUUUCUGUCUUGGAGAGUGAAAGAAGGAAGUCAAAGGGUAAGAGAGCAAAAAGAAAAAAAGAAGAAUUUCCAGAUGUAGAUGGGGAAAUUGGUGCCAUCUUACUUAAAGAGAAAGCUAGAAGUAAAGGACCAGAGCUUUACCACCCUCCAGUGAAGUUUGAGGAUGUGGGAGGCAAUGAUGAAACUUUAAAGGAAAUAUGCAAGAUGCUCAUUCACAUCCGUCAUCCCGAAGUCUAUAACCAGUUGGGUGUGGUUCCACCUCGUGGUUUUCUCUUACAUGGACCACCAGGAUGUGGCAAGACACUGCUUGCACAGGCAAUUGCAGGGGAGCUUGAGCUCCCGAUGCUGAAAGUGGCAGCAACUGAGAUGGUGUCUGGAGUGUCAGGGGAAUCUGAGCAGAAACUGAGAGAAUUGUUUGAGCAGGCUGUGUCCAGUGCACCGUGUGUCCUGUUCAUUGACGAGAUUGAUGCCAUCACUCCGAAAAGAGAAGUGGCAUCGAAGGACAUGGAGCGGAGGAUUGUUGCUCAGCUCCUGACUUGUAUGGAUGACUUGAAUAAUGUGGCAGCCACUACCCAGGUCCUUGUUAUUGGAGCAACUAACAGACCUGACUCUCUGGACCCUGCACUGAGGCGAGCUGGGAGAUUUGACCGAGAAAUCUGUUUAGGGAUCCCAGAUGAAGCAGCAAGAGAAAAGUAUGUGUUAUAA